AUGCCAACAGUAACAGUAAACAUAGAUAACUUUAACAAGAAACUUGGAAAGAAUUUAGAUUUCAACGAUUUAGAAAAUUUAUGUUUUGACUUCGGCAUAGAAGUUGAAAAAAGAGAAGUAACUAAAAAAAAUAAGAAAACAAACUAAGACGAAGUAACAUUAGAAUAUGCAUUUGAAGUAGGAGCAAAUAGACCUGAUUUAUUAAGUGUAGAAACAUUAUCAUUAGCAUUAGGAACAUUUAUAGGAACUCGUAAAAUGCCAAAAUAUACUAUAAAGAAUGUAAAAAAUAGAGAAAAAAUUAUUGUGAAAGAAAAUUGUAAAAAAAUUAGAGAAUUUGUUGUUGGUUGUGUACUUAGAAAUGUUACUUUUGAUUAAUAUACAUAUGAUUCUUUUAUUGAUUUCUAAGAUAAACUUCAUCAUAAUUUAUGCAGAAGAAGAAGACUAGCAUCUAUGGGUACUCAUGAUUUAGAUACUAUAAAAGGACCUUUUAUAUAUGAUGCUAAGACUCCUAAAAGUAUUUCUUUUGUGCCUUUAGAUAAAACUGAAGAAAUGGAUGGAGAAAAACUAAUGGAAUUUUACGAUAAAGAUAUUCACUUGAAAGAAUUUUUACCUAUUAUUAGAGAUUCGGAUGUUUAUCCUGUUUUUUUAGAUCAUAAUAAUGUUGUUAUGUCACUUCCUCCUAUAAUUAAUAGUGAUCAUUCGAAAAUUAAACUUACUACAAAGAAUGUUUUUGUUGAAAUUACUGCCACUGAUUAUACAAGAGCUGUUGCUUCCUUAAAUUGCAUUGUGGCUGCGUUUAGUUAAUAUUGUGCUGAACCUUUUACAAUCGAAGAAGUGGAGAUUUUCUAUGAAGCUGAAAAUAGAACUGAUAUAACACCUAAAAUUGAAAAUCUUUAUUUCGAAACAAGUAUUGAAUAUAUUAAUUGUGUUGGAAGUUUAAACUUAAAUGCUUAAUAGGCUUGUGAACUUUUAAAUAAAAUGUGCCUAAAUUCAUAACCUAUAUAAAAUUCUGGAAAAAUAAAAGUCGAGGUUCCUAUUACUCGCUCAGAUAUUUUAUAAGAAUGUGAUAUUGUAGAAGAUGUUUGCAUUGCAUUUGGAUAUAAUAAUAUAGAUUGUAAAUUACCAAAAACUCCUACAGUUGGAAAAUAGCUUUUCUUAAACAAAAUGAGCGAUUUAGUAAGAGAAGAAAUGGCAAGUGCAGGCUAUAAAGAAGGUUUGAAUUUCGUUUUAGUUUCUGAUGAAGACUUAACUUCUAAAUUAUUGAAAAAAAACGAUGGUCAAAUGGUUAUUAUUGACAACCCUAAAGUAAAAGAAUUUAAUGUUGGAAGAACUACACUUAUACCAGGAUGUUUAAAAUGGCUUUGUAAUAAUAGAUAAAAUAAAAUUCCUAUUAAAAUGUUCGAAGUGGGUGAUGUUGUACUUUAAGAUAAAACUUAAGAGACUGGAACUAGAAAUGAAAGAAGGAUGUGUGCACUUUAUACUAACUUGUAGUCUUAAAUUGAAAUUAUUCAUGGACUAGUUGAUUAUAUUAUGAUGAAAUUGAACGUUAAGCUUUUAUGUCCUGAAAACUCAAAUUUCAAAAGAUUAUAUAAACUUAUUCCGGCAAAUGAGGAUAGUUAUUUUAGAGAUAAAUAAGCUUAUAUUUUAUUUAAUGAUGUUAAAAUUGGAAUUUUAGGCGUUUUACAUCCUUUGGUUCUUCAAAAUUAUCAAUGGAAAUAUCCUGUUUCUGUAGUAGAAAUUAAUUUAGAACCAUUAUUUAAAGAAUUCUGA
Molecule: messenger RNA, 1770 nt
Organism: Ichthyophthirius multifiliis
Lineage: Eukaryota; Ciliophora; Oligohymenophorea; Hymenostomatida
Product: phenylalanyl-tRNA synthetase beta chain, putative
Exons: 8
Biological process (GO): phenylalanyl-tRNA aminoacylation
Cellular component (GO): phenylalanine-tRNA ligase complex; cytoplasm
Molecular function (GO): phenylalanine-tRNA ligase activity; magnesium ion binding; RNA binding
Source: RefSeq, a predicted model, not a curated record